GACCACCUCGGCAACGCUGCGCGAGAACCAGGGGGCCCUCUUGCAGUCGAAGGCGAAGGCCUCGACGCCGCGCAAGAGGGGCGGCCGUUGCGAGCAGCGCGAGAUCGAGAUCGGCAAUGCGCAGCAACUCCUGACGCAUUUUCUCGAGGGCACGAAGGUUGUGCUCGCAGAGGCUUCAUCGAUGGAUGCCUCAGAUGACGACGACCGCGCGCUCAAGAUCACCGAGGGGCUGCAGGCUGCGAAGAAGAACGGCGAGGCGCACAUGACGGGCCUCAAAGAGGGGGAGAAGCGCUGGGGGCGCCAUUUCGAGAGCGG
Prorocentrum cordatum is the source of this 315-nucleotide messenger RNA. NCBI's taxonomy places the organism in Eukaryota, Dinophyceae, Prorocentrales, Prorocentraceae. The record is from the annotation of a GenBank genome assembly.